AUGUCCCUGCUACGCGAAGCGGAGAGGUGCCUCGCUAACCAAAAUGCGCAUGUUCUCAACGCCUUCAUAACCCCGCUGCCGCGCGCGGGGCAAUGGUUAGACCGCGUGAGGGAAGCAGACCGACGCAGCGAGCAAGGGAAACCAAUUUCCGCCGUUGACGGCCGCUUGAUCUCGAUCAAAGACAACAUCUGCACGCGCGACCUGCCGACGACCUGCGCCUCGGGCAUCUUGGACAAAUUCACCAGCCCGUUCAAUGCCACCGUUGUCGACCAAUUGGAGGCCGCCGGGGCUGUCAUCGCCGGCAAGACCAACCUGGACGAGUUUGGAAUGGGGUCUCAUUCAGUGUAUUCGCGGUUCGGUGCCGUGAAGAACUCGCGUCGGGAUGGUGAUGGCCAGGAUCUUUCCGCUGGCGGAAGCUCCGGUGGGAGUGCAGUGGCUGUCGCUGCUAACCAGUGCUAUGCGGCUCUUGGAACAGACACUGGAGGCUCUGUCAGACUUCCGGCGGCGUACACGGGGACUGUGGGCUUUAAGCCAUCAUACGGGCUACUCUCGCGAUGGGGCGUGGUGGCCUAUGCCAAUUCGCUUGACACAGUGGGAAUCCUGGGAAGGGAUACAUCCAGCGUGCGGGAUGUCUUCUCCAUUCUCAACCAGCAUGAUGCACGCGACCCAACAAAUGUCUCCUCUUUCUCACGCUCACGAAUUCUCUCCCACCUCCAGACACCACAACUCGCGGCGCGAUUGACCUCAUCUCCUCUCCGUAUUGGUGUCCCGCUGGAAUACAACAUCAAGGAACUCACACCAUCGGUCCGCCGUGCGUGGCUUCUGUCUCUUGCGCAUUUACAAGAACAAGGGCAUACGAUACACCCAGUUUCUCUACCCACUACCAAGCACGCCCUGUCCGCGUACUAUGUCCUCGCGCCCGCGGAGGCGUCCUCGAACCUGGCCAAAUACGACGGCGUUCGAUAUGGAACGCGUGCCGAGGGACCGGACAGCGAUGGGCAGCCCGAUGGCUAUCUGUACGCUAGUACGCGUGGCAAUGGAUUUGGCGCCGAAGUGCAGCGCCGCAUCCUCCUGGGCACGUUUAGUUUGAGUGCGGACGCCAUGGACAACUACUUCAUCCAGGCGCAACGGGUGCGCCGCCUCGUCCAGCAGGAUUUCAAUGCUGUGUUUACGGCUACACAUCCACUUGCCGCUGCUGAUGCACCGGAGACAGCCCGCUCCGGAACGGCGGAUGUCGAUGUGAUCGUGUGUCCUACCGCGCCAUCCCCGCCGCCGCGACUGUCUGACGUAUCGGCCGACUCGUCACCUUUGGACGCAUAUGUGAAUGAUGUAUUCACGGUCCCGGCCAGUUUGGCUGGUUUGCCUGCCAUUUCAGUACCUGUGACAGUGGCUGAGUCCGAGCAGAAUCCUCAUGCUGCUGAAGUGGCCGGCAUCCAAGUCAUAGGCCAGUACGGAGACGACGAGUUAGUGAUGAAGGUUGGCGAGUUGCUGGAGGGCAAGGGAUUGGAUGGCUAG
Molecule: messenger RNA, 1515 nt
Organism: Penicillium canariense
Lineage: Eukaryota; Fungi; Ascomycota; Eurotiomycetes; Eurotiales; Aspergillaceae
Product: glutamyl-tRNA(Gln) amidotransferase subunit HER2
Exons: 4
Coding region: 1-1515 (504 amino acids)
Biological process (GO): mitochondrial translation; glutaminyl-tRNAGln biosynthesis via transamidation
Cellular component (GO): glutamyl-tRNA(Gln) amidotransferase complex; mitochondrion
Molecular function (GO): glutaminyl-tRNA synthase (glutamine-hydrolyzing) activity
Source: RefSeq, a predicted model, not a curated record